UCCGUCCCAGUGCUUGACUUGUGCACACCAACGGGGGCCCAGCUAGUUCAAGCGAGGAUAGAGACCGUCCCGAACUGAACUCCGCGUUGCAAUAAGAGGCGGUCUUGGUGGAGCGUGGAGUGGAGUGGAGCGGAGUGGAGGACAGCAUCGGUGAUAUUAAGUCACUACAACACUACACAGCAUCUGCUGACUCGCUGGACCGGCACCGGAAUUCACCAUUCAUUGCAGUAGGUGGCACUAUUGCUGCAGUCCCAACACAGCCUGAGAAGCGUAGUGGUCUGUCAGCACCACUCCGUGGUCAUUCCCAUUCCUCAACUUCCAUGUUCGACGAGGAGUCCAAGGAGAUGAGAGUGCAGCAAGAUGGAGCGGUGCUCCACACGCUUGAAUCCCCCACAGGAGGAGGAGGAGCGCCGGUGUCCUUCCCAGAUGAAAGCGUGUCCGUCCUGACCUCCAGUAGCCUAUUGGCGCGUUCCCUGCUGGGCCGCACGGCCGCCAUCAAACGCAAGGAGAGCCCCUCGUCCAGCAUCAGACGCAAGCGUGAAUUCAUCCCGCUUGACAAGAAGGAUGAAGGUUACUGGGAUAAGAGGAGGAAGAACAACGAGGCGGCGAAGCGUUCCCGUGAAAAGCGUCGUGUGAACGACAUGGUUCUGGAGAGCCGCGUGCUGGCACUGCUGGAGGAGAACGCUCGUCUCCGGGCCGAGCUUUUGGCUCUGAAGUUCCGGUUUGGUUUAGUGAAAGACCCGUCCAACGCCUCCAUCCUGCCCUUGUCGGCCGCUCCUCAACACGCCGCUCCAAGUGUGACCCCCCACUAUUAUCUCCUCAACUCCUCAUCCUCGCACACAAACAACAUGACAGGUCAGCUGAGUGGGCGGAGCUCCAGGGAGGCUGGUAACCUGUCAGAAGACUCAGGGUUCUCCACCCCGGGGGGCUCCAGCGUGGGCAGCCCCAUCUUCUUUGAAGACAGGCUAAGCGACAAUGGCAAAGCAUCGCCUCUCAGAGCGGAGGAGGUGACCUUUGACAUGUACGCGUCUGAUGUCCACCACACUGCAGCCAAGGUGGACCAGGCUGAGGCGAUGAAGAACCUCCCUCAUAAGCUGCGUUUCAAGACGCCCGGUAAUACCGAGGGAGGUGACGCCGCUGGGGACCCCGGCAGCACCAGACGCAGCCCUGCACCCCCUGCAGGGGAGGGUCACCGCGAGACCCUUAACGGUCACGGACUGAGCGGAGGCGACAAUGGAGAGGGGCACUCGACUCCCUGGCUCCCCCUGCAGGGCGACGACAGCAGGAGGGGGAGACAGUCUCCCCAGUGCAUCGCCUCACCCACAAACCCCAACAUCCAGCCUACCGCUCAAGGUCACACAGAGGUCAAGUAUCAGCAUGAGAACCACUACCUGAAGUCUCAGCUCAACUGUCUGAGCAAAGAAGUGGCUCAGCUGAAGAAACUUUUCACAGAGCAGCUCAUGGCCAACGCCAACUAAGAGCCCUCACACAAUAAAAAGGACCCAAAACCUCCAACAAUGUGAUGUUUUGAAUCAAAUACUGUAUUUUUUUUUGUAAUAAAUGUCUAUAAAUAACCUACUGUUUAGGUUUAACGCCUAAUCUCUCAGGCAUGGAGCUUCCUACUCGUGUACAAUUAUGUCUUUCAUUGCACUGUGACUAGAAGAACUGCACACAUUUGGAGUGUUUGCAGUUCUGACUAUAGAGACUGAUUGAAGAAGUCAGAAUAUAACCAGAGAAGGUAGCAUGCACACACAAUCAAAAUGUAGAGGCCCAACUCUGGACUCCUGAUAUUGUAUUUGUUGACUUCAUUUUCAUGCCAAUAAGUCUUCUUUUAGAGCACUGUUUUUAUUUUAAAUAAACUCAUUUCGACAUUGA
This is a messenger RNA of Doryrhamphus excisus (bluestripe pipefish), 1875 nucleotides long. It is a transcript of the gene nfil3-6, whose product is annotated as nuclear factor, interleukin 3 regulated, member 6. Gene Ontology annotation, cellular component: nucleus. Gene Ontology annotation, biological process: regulation of DNA-templated transcription; circadian rhythm. NCBI's taxonomy places the organism in Eukaryota, Metazoa, Chordata, Actinopteri, Syngnathiformes, Syngnathidae. The record is from RefSeq and is a predicted model, not a curated record. Gene Ontology annotation, molecular function: DNA-binding transcription factor activity; DNA binding.